GAUCGCUUCCUGCGCGGGCGUAUACAGUAGACGCGUCAAUCAGCGCCGCGUCCCCUCUCACAACCAAAAUUGCGUCCAUCACAGGUCGGGUAGGCCUUCAGGAAGCGCAGCAUGAGACCACCCUCGCCGUCGAUCCCUGAGAAGGAGUUUGUGUUGCGAACGGUGCAGGAGGGUCUACGCCUCGACGGGCGGCAGCCGUUAGAGAUGCGCACCCCGGAGAUCACAUUCGGACCAGAACUGGGCUGGGUAGAAUGCGCGUUUGGGCAGACAAGAGUCGUCGCCCAGGUUGACGCGAAGAUGGUUAGGCCGCCGCCAGAAAGGCCCUUCGAUGGAAUCAUCACCAUACACUCCGAGCUGUCCCCCAUGGCGUCGACGGAGUACGAGAUCGGCCGAGCGUCAGAAGAAGAAGUCGUCAUCACGCGCGUACUCGACAAGCUCAUCAAGCGGAGCGAAGCUGUCGAUCGGGAGUCGCUAUGCGUGCUUGCGGGCGAGCGGGUAUGGCACGUCCGCCUCACCAUUCACUGCCUCGCCGACGCGGGGAAUAUGCUCGACUGCGCCUGCUUCGCCGCCAUGGCCGCCCUGAAACAUUUCCGCCGACCCGAUGUCGAGGUCGUUGGCGAUGAAGUCACUAUCCACCCGCCCUCCGAGCGCGCCCCCGUCCCCCUCGCCAUCAACCAUGCACCCUACUGCCUCACAUUCGCCUUCUUCGGCUCGGGGGCACCCCCGCUCCUGGAUCCUUCCCAACUCGAGGCGACGCUCGCUCUGGGCACGCUUAGCGUCGCGCUGAACGCGCAGCGGGAGAUCUGCGUCAUGCAGAAGAUGGGCGGGGCGCCGCUGGCGGCGGACGAGAUUUUGGGGCUGGUGGACGUUGCGGUCGGGAAGGCGAAGGAGCUGGAUGGGUUAGUCGAGAGGAGACUGAAGCAGGAUUGGGCACAAAGGCAUGUGGAGGUGAGGUGAUGGUUUGAUUCUUUAUGUUUGGGCGCCAUGUACGAUCUGGGUCCGUCAUGUUCUUCUUCGAUCUUGUGUCUCUCAAGUGAUUGCGCUCCAUCCGUCUUUCCAUGUAAGGUCCGGGGACAUAUGCACCCUGAGUUCUCUUUUCCCUCCUACGCUUC
This is a messenger RNA of Schizophyllum commune H4-8, 1112 nucleotides long. RefSeq names its product ribosomal protein S5 domain 2-like protein. NCBI's taxonomy places the organism in Eukaryota, Fungi, Basidiomycota, Agaricomycetes, Agaricales, Schizophyllaceae. The record is from RefSeq and is a predicted model, not a curated record. The transcript is spliced from 5 exons. Gene Ontology annotation, cellular component: nuclear exosome (RNase complex); cytoplasmic exosome (RNase complex). The coding region runs from base 112 to 957 and encodes 281 amino acids. Gene Ontology annotation, biological process: U5 snRNA 3'-end processing; nuclear polyadenylation-dependent mRNA catabolic process; nuclear mRNA surveillance.